AUGAGCGAUUCCCAGCCCCAGCAAGCCAGCGGCGGCCAGCAAGGUCAACAGCUGCUACGGCCCGAUGAUAUACUUAAGCUGCAAUGUCUCCCAGAAGACGAGAAGCAGAAGUAUCGCUUAAUCAUGCAGAACUUCUGGACCAUCUUCAAUAACAACCCGCAAGGCAGUCAGGAAAAUACCAACGCGCGUCAGAAGCUAACGGAAUGGUCGCAAAAGUUCAUCGGACGCGAACGCCAAUACCGCGCCAAGAUGAAGGCACAGCAGCAACAGGGAAAUCAACCCCAAGGACAAGCUGGACAGUCUAGUGCAGCCGGCCAGCAGAACGCUAACGCUGUCAAGCAAGAAGGGGGUCAAGCUCAAGCCCAAGGCGUCAGCGCGCCAGCCAACCCGCAACCCCAAGGACAGCAGUCAUCCAACCAAGCCCAGAACCCAGGGCGCGGCCAAGUUGAUCCUGCUAUCGUUAAGCAUGUCCACGACUUCCCUAUGCAGGGACCAACGAAUGGACCUACGCCGGGCACACCCGAGUACGAGAAUAAAUUGAAGGAGUACCGGACUGGUUAUCUGAACAUGCUUGCCAAACAAGCUACCUUGACCGAGCAAAGACGGAGGAUUAUCCAAGAAUUGACUGAACGGCAGAACAACGGGCAGGAACUACCUCAGGAGCGGCUCAUGAUGAAGAACAACAUCGAGAAGGAAGCUGCCAAGAUCAAGGCUCAGAUUGAUAAGUUCAGGGCCAUGCAAAAGCAGUGGAAGGAGGAGCGCGAGCAAAACUCCCAAGGCCAGGCACAACCUCAAGGUCAGAACCCAGCGCAAUCGCCCCCUCAGCAACAACAACAACAGCAGCAGCAGCAGCCACAACCGCUUCAGCGCCAGCCUUCACUGCCUAACAUGCCUGCGCAACCUCAGGUGAAAGAGGAGCCGCAGAUCAAGAUUGAGGGCGGACAGGCACCACAACCACAACCACAAACUCAACCCCAACCUCAACCACAGUUCAAUAUGCAGACAGGCCAGGCAAAUCACCAGCAGGGACCACCACAGCAGCACAAUCAACAACACAAUCAGCAGCUUCCGCCUUCACUUCCGCAACAGCAACAAAUGCAACAACAGCAGCAAGCUCGACCUCCACCAGCGCCUCACUCGCAGACGAUGCCACCAAACCAGAUGCCGCAGUUUGCGCAACAAGGACAGCAGCAACAGAACUUCCACCAACAGCAGCAGCAACAACAGCAGCGACCUCAAAUCAACCCCAUGCAAGCGAAUACGCACCAGCAGAGCAACUCACCACACCCACAAUCAGCCGCAUCGAACGCGCCUGGUCCGCCAGUCCCUCUCUCACACCAAGCCGCAGUCAGUGCCGCGAACCGAUCCUACACUGAUCCCCAACGCACAAAUACCCCGAUGCAGCAAGGCGGACAGGGCGGCAACUUUGGAAGCCGCGAGCGCGAGCAGCUGAACAACCCAAAGAUGCCUAUCCCACGCCAUCUGAACGUGACUUCACCACAAGCCGUCCAUAUGGGACAAGCUCGACCUACCAUGAGCGGUCCUACAAAUGGCGCGCCCGGUCCAAUGGGUCAGCCUGUCAUCCCACGACCACCCCCAUUCCAGCUCGAAGGUGAGGGCGACCGGGUACUCAGCAAGCGCAAAUUGGACGAGCUCGUUCGGCAGGUAACAGGCGGAUCAGAGGAGGCGUUGACACCAGAGGUUGAAGAGGCUGUCCUUCAACUCGCCGAUGACUUCGUCGACAACGUCAUCAGCAACGCCUGCAAACUCUCCAAGCUCCGCGAUUCACCCCAGCUCGACAUCCGCGACAUUCAAGUCAUACUCGAGCGCAACUACAACAUUCGCAUUCCCGGCUACGCAUCUGAUGAAGUGCGGACAGUGCGCAAGAUUGUUCCUGCACAGGGUUGGGCGAACAAAAUGAGUGCUGUCAAUGCUGCGAAGGUCAUGGGCGGAAAAGCGGACUUUUAG
Alternaria atra is the source of this 1968-nucleotide messenger RNA. RefSeq lists its product as uncharacterized. Lineage: Eukaryota; Fungi; Ascomycota; Dothideomycetes; Pleosporales; Pleosporaceae. Gene Ontology annotation, cellular component: transcription factor TFIID complex; SAGA complex; SLIK (SAGA-like) complex. The transcript is spliced from 2 exons. Gene Ontology annotation, biological process: DNA-templated transcription initiation; RNA polymerase II preinitiation complex assembly. Gene Ontology annotation, molecular function: protein heterodimerization activity; TBP-class protein binding; DNA binding. The coding region runs from base 1 to 1968 and encodes 655 amino acids. The record is from RefSeq and is a predicted model, not a curated record.